AUGGUGUCAGUCAGCCUUGGGCCGCUCUCCAACUUCACGCAAUCGCGUUAUGUGAUCCAUCUGUCGGAUGGCAAGCGUCUGGUGCUUUUCCGCCUACCGUCGAUCGAACCGUCGAGCGGCAAAAGUAAGAAUGCAAACGAGACCGAGGACGGGUGGUUAUAUUAUGCGAUGGAGGCAGAGUGUCCCCAUGCCGGUGGCCCGAUGCAGGACAGCUCUGUUGACAUCGAAGAUUCCGCAUAUAUCGUGUCGUGUCCGUGGCAUGCAUACGAUUUCAAUGUAGAGACGGGCGAGUCGAGUGUGGGGAUUACGGCUUGCACAUUUCCCAUCAAUGUUCACGGUGACGAUGUGGUCAUGCAGUAUCCUGGAGACAACAUCACGGCUGCAAAACUCGAGCCAGUGAGCGAGAAGAUGCGCCUGAAGAAGAACGAGCCCGCAACCAAGUCGACUGCGUCAACUAAGGAAAUCGCUCUGUCUGAGCCGGCUCGGUAUCUGGACGAAAAUGCCACGCUUUGCGAUUGGUGUGCGCAUAUCUUGAAUACCUCGAAUCCUGAGCACAAAAUUGAACUGACGGCACAUCUCUAUGCGACCUUUACCGAGAGGGAGGGCUCGUCAUCUCCUAUGCCGCUGGGGCGUGGCACAGUGCCCGCGCCGGCCGAACCGCCCCGUGAUGGAUUGACAUCCGUCAAACCUUGGGAGAUGCCGAGAGCAGGAAAGGGAGGCACUCUCAAAAGUAGAAUUUCCAUGUUGCACGCACUGGCCAAUAUUGAGCAGUGGGCCAUCGAUCUUGCCCUCGACAUUUGCAUUCGAUUCGCUGCUUUCCAGACAGAGGCAGCAUCGCAGGGCGGCCCGCGCGAGCUACCACGGACUUAUUUCCAUGACUGGUUGAAGGUCGCCAAUGACGAAGCCAAGCACUUUUCUUUACUUCGGGCCCGUCUCGAAGAGAUGGGAUCUUUCUUUGGAGCCCUUCCUGUUCACCACGGUCUCUGGGAAUCAGCCACGUCUACGGCCCAUGAUCUCCGGGCGCGCAUCAGCAUUAUUGCCCUCGUGCACGAAGCCCGUGGACUCGACGUCAACCCGAUGACCAUCGACAAGUUCCGCAAGGCUGGCGACAAGGAGAGCGUGGACGCGCUGGAGAUUAUUCACAACGACGAAAUCACCCAUGUGACGACCGGGCACCGAUGGCUUUCGUGGAUCUGCCGACAGGAAGAGACUGACCCCGUUGAGGUUUUCCGCUCAAAUGUACAGAAGUAUUUCCGAGGCGCUCUUCGGGGGCCUUUCAACACGGAAGCCAGAGCGCAGGCGGGUAUGGAUCAGCACUAUUAUGAAAACUUGGUCGGUUUGCAUGGCAUUGAGGCAGCUUAA
Messenger RNA from Aspergillus melleus, 1362 nucleotides. RefSeq names its product Rieske [2Fe-2S] domain protein. The record is from RefSeq and is a predicted model, not a curated record. The coding region runs from base 1 to 1362 and encodes 453 amino acids. NCBI's taxonomy places the organism in Eukaryota, Fungi, Ascomycota, Eurotiomycetes, Eurotiales, Aspergillaceae. The transcript has a single exon. Gene Ontology annotation, molecular function: 2 iron, 2 sulfur cluster binding.